Platichthys flesus (European flounder) is the source of this 4802-nucleotide messenger RNA. It is a transcript of the gene kank2, whose product is annotated as KN motif and ankyrin repeat domains 2. The transcript is spliced from 13 exons. The record is from RefSeq and is a predicted model, not a curated record. Lineage: Eukaryota; Metazoa; Chordata; Actinopteri; Pleuronectiformes; Pleuronectidae. Gene Ontology annotation, biological process: negative regulation of intracellular estrogen receptor signaling pathway; negative regulation of transcription by RNA polymerase II; negative regulation of vitamin D receptor signaling pathway. The coding region runs from base 202 to 3357 and encodes 1051 amino acids. Gene Ontology annotation, molecular function: protein binding. Gene Ontology annotation, cellular component: cytoplasm.
CGUGUGUCUGUCAGUGAGCGCUGCUCCUGGGCCGAGGAGCAGAUAGAGCGUCCGCAGCCUCAGGUGGCGACUGUAACAGUCCAAGAGAAGGAAGGGAGAGAGAGGAGCCUUGGGGGAGGAGAGAUCCCGUACCGUCCUCGCAGGGCAAGCAGCUGGUGAGAUUUGGUGGAUGACUGUUUGAAAACCAGCCACAGGCUCAUCAUGGCUCAGGUGCUGCAUAUGGACCCCGGCUUCCCAGGGAAACUCAACCCACCUGCUCCCCCUUCCCUGCACGGCAAAGAACAGGAGGCGCCCUACUCAGUGGAGACCCCCUAUGGCUACCGUCUGGACCUGGACUUCCUCAAAUAUGUGAACGACAUAGAGAAGGGAAAUACUAUUAAGAGGGUGCCUGUCCAGCGUAGGCCGCGCUAUGGCUCCCUGCCCCGUGGUUAUGGCUAUGCCGGCUCCUGGUGGACGUCCACGGAAUCUCUGUGCUCCAACACCAGCAUGGACAGCCGCCACUCCUCCUUCUCCUACUGUGCUCCAGGCUUUCACACGACGCAGAGACCCAGCUUCAGCACUGCCCGGGUGGAGAAGACCCUUUUGGAUGCACGAAGGAAACUGGAGGAGGAGAAAGAGGGGCGUAGAUUCUCCAACCUGGGAAGCAUGCACAGCAGUGUGGCAGGCUCUAACACCUCCAUCAGCAGUGCACACAGCUUCAAUCGGGCCCAUGGUGGAGGUGGAUCCUUCACCCCAAUGAGUUCUGGGUUGUCCACCCCGGUGACCCCAACACCAGCCCACCUCCAGCAUGUCAGGGAGCAGAUGGCAACAGCCCUCAGGAAGAUAAGGGAGCUGGAGGAUCAGGUGAAGACCAUCCCUGUACUCCAGGUGAAAAUCUCUGUGCUGCAGGAGGAGAAGCGGCAGCUCAGCGUCCAGCUUAAGAGCCAAAAAUUCCUGGGUCACACUCUGAGUUUUAACAGAGGCCGUUCCAGAGGGGAGCUCUAUAUCGACAUCCCAGAAGAAGAACAGGGCACUGGAACUAAAAGCAGCAACAAACCAGCAGGACCUCUGUCUCCCUCCACCCCAGAGGGCCCUAAACAAGAUUCUGGGUGUGAGAUUGAGGACACAGUAAUCGUGGGUGGAGCCCGGCCGGAUGCAAAACGGGAAGUGCGCACUGUCGGGGUGGGACCAGAGGCCUCGAGGGGCACUCGUCAGGUGGGAGUCGGGGUUCGGGAGGAGGACCUGGGGCUGGUGCCUGAGAAAGAGGCUCUUAGGAAUCAAGUGGGUCAGCUUGAGGGCAAACUAAAGAGGACAAUGCAGGAGCUGCAAGCUGCACAGCAGCAGGUCGCAUCAGUCCAGAAAGCUCCUCAGGCAGAGCAUCCGGUCAUGGCUACCAGCAUGGGCUGGCAGGAGCCACAAGGCUGCAGCCUGCACACUCUGGUCAGCUUCACACAGCAGCCCCAACAGACGCAGCAGAGGACCGUGGGAAUCCAGGUGUACACACUGGAGCAGCCCAAAGUGGUAGAGGUGUGCACACUGCUCCGUGCAGAGACCUGCAGCUCCCCCUCCCCCCUCCAAGCUGGUGGACUUUCAGAGGGCUACCACAUAGGACAAGCUGAAGAUGUUCUGGUUGAGUUGCCGAUCGCUGUCAGCUCCAAGCAGGUGCGCGACGUCCUAAAGAGCGAGCUGUCCACCUCUGUCCCUGUGGCUAGUCCUGCCAUCGCUGUCGGCACAUCUAUAAAUCAGAUUAGUUUGAUGCAAUCUAAAGGAGGAGAGACUCACCUGCAUACAAACACAGAGGCUGUCCAGUCACAAGAAGGAUCCAAGACAGCCUCGUCACCUCAGUCUCUGAGGUCCAUCAUGAAGCGGAAAGCAGAGGGUGAACCAGGGUCUCCCUCCACUAAGAAAAACCUGCAGUUUAUUGGGGUCAAUGGAGGUUAUGAAUCCACAUCGUCAGACGACAGCAGCAGUGAGACUUCAGAUGAAGCGAGUGACUCCAGUGAAUAUCACGAGGCCCGAGAAAAACUGACAGAAUCCUCCGUCCUGCACCAGCAAACAACCCACGCUGUGGUCUCUCAGCCCCUGGAAAGCCACGGUGUACCUCAGCAGACUGCCACCGAACAACCAGCCGUCGUUCCAGAAACACAGCAGAGACCCAGCCAGUCUGCAACAGCAGACGCAACACUGCAGGACACAGUGUCCCAGUCACCAGCAACGGACACUGUUGAGCAAAAAUGUGCCUCACAGCCACCAGCCUCUGACCCCUACCCGACUCCCCCGUGUCCAGCAAACUACUCUGCCUCCACAGAGGCCACCAGCCAGUCAUCAGAAAUGCACACAUCGUCACCGGAGAUCAGCUCCACGUCAUCGAGCUCUGAACUGACUCCUGGGCAAAGCUCCACACACGUUACCAGCUCUUCAUCGUUGUGUGUCACUAAAACCACUGAGGUCACCGAGCAGCAAUACAGCGUCCAGUCAGAAGCCACUGUCCUUUCCGGCCAAUCGCAGUCAAAUCAAGCAGCUGAAAGCAACACGACUGACACUGACCCAGCAUCAGAUAAACAAGUCAGACUUGAGCUGAGUGACGGCCUGAUGUCGGCUCUGAGCGGCCUGCAGAAAGCCCUGGGGGAAUCCAAUGCCUUCAGCCAACAAGGAGCAAGAGCGGCCUACACCACCGUGCUGCAGGAGUGGCUGCGCGUGUCCUGUCACAAAGCCGCAGACACGGCUGUCGUCAAGGCCUAUAUGGACGCCUUCGCCUCCGUCUCCCCUCAGCUGCUGGAGUUUGUGAUCAACAUGGCCGAUGGCAAUGGGAACACAGCGCUUCACUACACCGUGUCCCACUCCAACUUCCCUGUGGUGAAGCUGCUGCUGGACACUGGCCUAUGUAAUGCUGACAAGCAGAACAAGGCGGGCUACACAGCCAUCAUGCUGACAGCUCUCGCGGCCUUCCACUCUGACAGUGACCUUCAGACCGUCCUGCAGCUGCUGCGCACAGGGGACGUCAAUGCCAAGGCCAGCCAGGCCGGUCAGACAGCGCUGAUGCUAGCAGUCAGCCACGGCCGAGGGGACAUGGUGCGGGCGCUGCUCUCCUGUGGGGCUCAGGUCAACAUCCGCGAUGAUGACGGCUCCACAGCGCUCAUGUGUGCCUGUGAACAUGGUCAUGUGGACAUUGUGCGUCAGCUACUGUCUGUGCCGGGAUGUGAUGCCACUCUCACCGAUAAUGACGGCAGCACUGCGCUGUCCAUCGCCCUGGAGGCCAGCCAGAACGACAUCGCUGUACUUCUGUACGCUCACCUCAACUUUGCUAAGCCUCCUUCUCCCGUUACACCUAAGUCUCCUCUCUUGGGCUCGUCUCCUCCUUUCGGUGAAACGAAAUGAACCACGCUCCUUCUGUAUCUCAACAGCCAAUCCACUGCAACUGCUCAUAUCACAGUGUGAUCUUUUUAUUUCAUUGUGUAAUUAAGAAACUUUGUGUUUUCGUGCGUAUGUGUGUGUGUGUGUAUGUAUGCGAUUUAGACUGUUUGUUUCCACCCUCCAUAAUUUAAGUUCAAGAUAAUGUGCAGAUUAUUACAUGACAUCUUGCACCAUUGUUACCUGUUGCUCUUUGUGCACAGUAGUUUUUUUUUGUUUAUCACAGUGCUUCUUAAAAACAUGGAUUUCUUGUGUGGUGCAAUCUAGAGAAGCAAACAAAGUUCUGCAUAAACAUCAGUGUAGUGUGAGAAUAAUCCAGCUAUCGACACAGUUCUUAGUGACGCCAUCAAAACACUUCACCACAAUCACAUUAUACUUCACACAAAUCUCAUAUUAGUUUCUAUAUAAAGCAAUAUGUUGUCAAUGUAAUUCAUGCAAUGGUUGUUCCACAGCAGCAUCGUUAUGUGUGACCGUCACAGUCAUUCGGAAUAACAAAAGCCACUUCUCUCACAUCAGAUAAGUGUCCUUGCAUCAACUAGCUCAUUGGUGCCACAACAAUUCAACACAGAAAAACACCAGUUCAACAAUAUACCAAUAUUUAUACACAGGAUUUAUUUACACUAGAGUAUUUUUGAUAUUGAUUUUUUUUUUAAAUUCAUGACGUCCAAGGAUCGUGAUUCUUAAUUCCUAGGCAGUUCCACCUUUUUAACCAGAGAACAACAUUUUAUUUUAUGAGUCGACGACAUUUCUGAAAGAUGUAUUUCUCCUAUCAGCUCUUUGACAAACUGUAUAAUGUGGUGAUAGAAUGAACACAGGCCGAGCAUCAGUGUUGAAGAAGAGAAGGGUCAGGGGCUACGGUACUUUGGUCUUUGUUUUGUUUUUUAUAACUGAAGGUAAAAAGGAUGGCUGUAAAGAAAGAGUAGAACAUGUCUGUGUUUUUGUUUGUAAUAUUCUGUAGUUGAAAGAUUUAACUUUGUGGAGAAACGACUGAAGGCGCUGGUGGAGCCACCUCUACCACGGUAAGAUUCGUCAGGGAACUAGGAAGUGACUGAUUGGGUUCUGUAACGGACAUGACAUGUAAGAUAUGAAUUUCAAAAUAAUAUAUGUCAAUAUAAACUGCCUAAAAUCAAAUUCUUUGAACAAAAAUGCACAGGCUAUGGAUGUCAAAAUUUCUAUUACUUUUUAAAAGUUUUUUCACAGUUUUCAUUUCCACUUUUAGGCAAUUCAACUUUUAUAAACUUUAAAUUUUUUAUUUAAGUAUAUCUUUUUAUACAUGUAGAAUUUUUAAGCUCACGCUGACUCAAUAUAACCACACAGCUCUUCAUUUGCUGUUUUUUGAAGGUUUAUCUGAAAAUUCAGUUUGUGUUGCUUCUCGUGUGUUUUAAAAAAAAUAAUAAAUGUGGAACACACUG